UUUGUUCAGCUCUUGCUGUAUAAAACUAUAACAAUUCGUUUGGUUUAAGUAACACCAUGGCACCAAAUAAUCAUUUUGCAACUCUAGGACUCAGUGUUGGAUCUGAUGAAAAUCAAAUAAAGAAAGCAUAUAGAACUCUUGCUAAAAAAUGGCAUCCUGAUAAAAACAGUGACCCUGGAGCUAAGGAAAAAUUUCAGGAGAUUGCAGCUUCGUAUGAGUUUCUAUCCAGCAAAGAUAGAAGAGAAAUUUUAGAAAGAGAUUUGAAACGUGCUGCAACACAAGAGUCAGCACAAGCACAACCUAAACAGACCCAGUUUACUAAAGCAGCUCCUAAAGAAACAACAAGUUCUUCGGCAACAAAAAGUAAAAAAAAAACCAAUGAGGCAUCUUGGUCAGAAACUUUUACCAAAAACUACAGAAGCCAACAAAAAGAAAAGAAAAAUCCAAGCUCAGGGACAUUUUCUUUUACUGAAAGUCCAAGUUCAAAUGGAUCAAGUUUUUUCAAUUUCGAUGAGCAGCCAAAGAGACCUCAAUACAAAGACAUUUAUGAUGAGCUGUUUGAUGAUUUCUUUAGUCCUAGGAAUUUUGGAGCAGGAUCAGAUGGUCUUGGAGAAAAGGGAAGGAAAGCUGGGCACAAAAAUGCCACACAGAGGAAGACUAAACACAACCCAGACAAUGUAGCACCUGAGAGAGGAACGCCUGUAGGGCUGGAUGAAGAGUAUUUCUUUUCACCCAGGUACAAAAAUCAGGAUGGCCAUGUUGAGAAGAUACCUUGCCCUUGGUGUAACCAGUUGUUUAACAGAGGAAAAUUGGCUGAGCAUGAAGAAAAAUGUGGAAAAUUUGGACUGAGUGCUGAUGAAGAUGACUCAGAUGAGGAUGAACCAAUCAAUGAUUUGGCAAUUUUCACAAUGUUUAGUCAGCCACAGUUCUAUAGCUCCAUGCCAACCUGGCAACAGCAACAGAGUCAACUUAGGCAGGAAAUUCAGAGAGAUAAACUGAGAUACAGAGAACAAAUGGCCUCACAAGAUACACAAAGUAGAGGUCUCAUUAAGUGCCCAUAUUGUGAACGCAAAUACAAUGAAUCUGUGGUUAGCUCACACAUACCAUGGUGCAAAGAAUACAUGAGUAAAUAUGGCAUACCAACGAACUUAAGAUCCUCACAUAAUGAUCUUCAUACAGACUUUAAUGACUUAGAGAAAGGGAAGGUGGGCAGAAGGCAUUCAGAUGUUAGCUUCAACAGAGAAAGAGCAAGGGAGUAUGCUAAGCAAAUCCCAAAACCAAAAGGAUUUAAAGAUCAUGAUUACACAGAAGAUACACAAGGUGAUACAGAAAAAUUUCCAUAUUCCAGGCCAAAAAUGACAAGUGGGUUAGGUGUAAAGGGACAGAAAUUAAAACCUGAAAGCAAAUAAAGGGAGACAAGACAUUUAAAAA
Messenger RNA from Physella acuta, 1431 nucleotides. RefSeq lists its product as uncharacterized. The record is from RefSeq and is a predicted model, not a curated record. Gene Ontology annotation, cellular component: cytoplasm. Gene Ontology annotation, biological process: protein refolding. Lineage: Eukaryota; Metazoa; Mollusca; Gastropoda; Physidae.